AUGUUCUUCCUGAAAUCCUCGUUGUUUCUUCGCAUUAGGAGUUUAAUCAUUCCUUAUUUUUUUUAUUCCUUAUUCAUCCCCUGUCAAUCUUCUUUGUGUUCUGUUUUGUUCACUGCUUUGCUUGUUCAUUGCCGCCAUACGACGUUUUAUUUAGCGCUUUCGUCUCUUUCUUUCUCUUCAUCACUUUAUUUUCACUUUGUUUUCAUUCCUAUUUGCGUUUCUGUUGCUAGAUGUUACAUAAUUUUUCGUCUUCCAUUUUUAAUUCAUUAUGUUUUUUCUUUCCUUCUUUUUUCUUUCUUUAUCGUUUUUUUAUUCUUUUGUCUUUUUCAUUUUUUCCUUCUUUUAUUUCCGUUCUUUUUUUCUUUCGUUCUUGUUCAUUCCCUCUUUUCAUUCUUUCUUUUUUUUGUUUGUUCUUUUUUAUUUUUUUUCUUUAACGUUAUUUCUUUCUUUUUUUUCUUGCUUUCUUUUUCUGUCUUUCUUUGUCAUUCAAUUCUUUUUCUUUCUUUCCCUCUUUUUCCUUUUUUUUCAUUUUUUCUUUCUUCUUCUUUCUCUUUCUUCUUUCUUUCUUUUUUUUGUCGUUCGUUCGUCCCUUUUCUUUCUUUAUUUCUUUCUUCCUUUUUCUUUCUUUCGUUUUCUUCCUUUCUUUCUUCGUAUUUUUUCUUUCGUACAUUUUCUUUCUUUCUACCUGUUUUUGAUCUUUACUUUCAUUCAUUCAUUCUUUCUUUCUUUCUUCCUUUUCAUCCAUUUUUUCUUUCAUUCUUUCUUUCUACCCAACUUUCUUUUGACAUCAGUUCUUACAUUCCCUUCAUUUUUCAUUCCUUUUUCAUUUAUUUGAUUUUUCCUUUCAUUCCUUCCAUUAUAUGUUUCUUACUCUUGAUUUGCCAUUAUAUCCAUUUCUUUUUGACGUUGAUUUCCUUCCUUUCUUCAUUCUUCACUUCCUCCCUUCUCAUCUUUCUUCCUUCCGUCCUCCCUUCCUUCCUCACUUCCUUCCUUCCUCACUUCCUUCCUUCCCUUCUUUCCUUCCUUCUUACCUUCAUUCUUACCUUCCUUUUUUCCUUCCUUACUUUUCCUACAUUCUUUCCCUCCUUCUUUUCUUUCUUCCCCCUUCCCUUCGUUCCUCCCUUCCUUCGCUCCUUUAUUUUUACCUUCUUUCCUUUCCCCCUUCCUUUCUUCCUCCCUUACUUUUUCCUUUUUCCGUUCAUUCUCCCUUCCUUCGCUCUUUUCUUCUUUCCUCCCUUCAUGCUUUCCUUCCUUCUUUCCUUCUUUACUUCCUUCCCAACUUUUUCCUCCCCCCUUCCUUUCUUUCCCACCUUUCUUCCUUCCUCCCUUCCUUUCUUUCUUCCUUACUUUCUUCCUCCCUUACUUUUUUCUUCAUUCUUUCUUACCUUCCUUCUUACCUUCCUUUCUUUCUCUCUUCCUUACUUUUUCCUUCAAUCUUUCCUUCGUUCCUUUCUUCCUUCCUUCCUCCCCUUUUUCCUUCCUUCCUUCCUUCCUACCUUUUUUCCUUCCUCCGUUCCCCACUUCCUUCAUUUUUUUCAUUCCUUCUUACUUUCCUUCCUUUCUUCCUCUUUUCUUCCUCUCUUACAUUUUUCUUCUUUCCUUCCUUUCUUCUUUCGUUCCUCCCUCCCUUCCUUCGUCCCCUCCUUUCUUCUUUCCCACCUUUCUUCCUUUCUCCGUUCCCCUCUUCCUUCUUUCUUUCCUUUCUUCUGA
Acanthosepion pharaonis is the source of this 1710-nucleotide messenger RNA. The record is from the annotation of a GenBank genome assembly. NCBI's taxonomy places the organism in Eukaryota, Metazoa, Mollusca, Cephalopoda, Sepiida, Sepiidae.